GAGUACUUAAAGCUCGACAAAUGGCUUAAAGACAAGAUUGAGUGCAACGGCGAGAACUUUGUCAACGCCUGCAUUAUGUUUCUUAACCGUCGCUGUCCGGCAUUGUUGGGCACUUCGCCGCCCAAUGAGUCGGCGGCCAACACAACUACACUGCCCGCCGAAACACUGGCCACUAUGUUGUCGUGUCUGCAACAGGCCAUCAGUGCCACCGGCUCUCCAUCUUCCGGUGCCAUCACUUCAAUAUCGGCGAUGUCUCAAGAGAUCAAUGACGCCAUUCUAACAAUGGUGGCCAACUCGACGCGUCUUAUAUCGAAACUGCCCCGACAGGGACCGCCCGGAGCCAUACCAACCAUCGGACCCCCCAAUCCUAUCCGUACAACAAUCCCGAUCUCCACGCAGUCAUCUAUCGGUGAUCUCGGAAUGAGUGGUUUGAAUAUUAGUCAAACUCCCGAAACGCCGACCUCUGCGUUCUCGCAAUCAGUUCGGCCGCCAUUUAAUCCAAUCGGUUUGGGUUCACAACAAAUCGCGAACAACAACGCCGUGAGCGCCGCUGAAAAUGCUAACCGUAUGAAAAUGGCCGGAGAUUUGGCCAACAAUUUGGCGCAAAUAUUUCCUGAUAUGCAACACAACGUCAGUGUAGACAUCGAGGAAGAGGCGGACACAUACUUCCAGCGUAUAUACAAUCAGCAACAGUCGGGUUGUCUGACCAUCGAUGAGGUGCUCGAUAUGUUGCGACGCUUUCAGGACUCGGAAACAAAACGAGAGAGGGAUGUGUUUACGUGUAUGAUUAGAAACCUAUUCAAAGAGUACGGAUUUUUCCCGCAAUAUCCCGAUCGAGAGCUGUUAAUAACGGCCCAAUUGUUUGGCGGUAUAAUCCAAAUGGGUUUAGUUAAGUACAUGGCGUUAGUGGUGGCGCUCAGGUAUGUGUUGGAGGCGUUGCGCAAACAACACGCCAGCAAAAUGUACUUCUUUGGAAUCGCCGCUCUCGACAGGUUUAAGUCCAAACUCAAAGACUAUCCCCUGUAUUGUCACCAUUUGGCACAAAUACCCCAUUUCCGUGACUUUCCGCCCCAUCUCAUCGAAUACAUCGAAUGCGGCACUCGAUCCAUAUCGCCCUCAGUCGGCAGGAAUAAUGUCAACUCAUCCCAACCACCCGUCGGUAUGCCCUCUAUAGUGGGCUCAACGCCCACACUCAACGCUAACAGCAUUGCAUCAGCUUUGCCUCAAUUGAGUGCUAACCUCACAAUGGGUUCAAACCUUUCUAAUGCCAACAACAUAUCGACUUCGCGUGUCGUUCAGCCGCCCAUCGCGUCGGCUAAUAGUACGACAGCCAACUCGACCGCAACCACAGCUGCGACUUCUGUCAUGUCAACGACAAGCAGUUCUCGGCCGUCGAUCGCUAACGCGACAAACAUUGACCCAUUGUUGGCCGCGAGCGACACGAUAUUCGCGGAACCGCCGGACGCGAUGCAGGACAAGAUUGCGUUCAUUAUAAACAAUUUAUCGCAACUAAAUCUGUCGCACAAAACCGAUGAGUUCAAGGAAACCAUUGGAAACGAAGAGCAGUACAACGAUUGGAUCGCACAGUACUUAGUGGUGAAGAGGGCGUCCAUUGAGCCCAACUUUCACGCCCUUUACGCCAAUUUCAUCGAAAUGUUGAAAAUGAAUGAAUUGACUCGUAUUGUACUGAAAGAAACGCAUCGAAACAUUAAAGUACUUCUCGGAAGUGAUAAAGAGAUCGCCAACUUUAGUGACCGCUCUCUACUCAAGAACUUAGGCCAUUGGUUAGGAAUGUUAACACUCGCCAAGAAUAAGCCCAUUCUCAGUGUGGAUCUCGAACUCAAGAACCUUCUGAUAGAGGCCUACCAGAGGGGCACUCAGGAACUCCUAUAUAUCGUCCCAUUCAUCGCUAAGAUUCUCGAGAGUUGUGCGAAGUCUCGUGUGUUUAAGCCUCCGAACCCGUGGACAAUGGCUAUAAUCAAAGGACUGGUAGAACUACAUCAGGAGCCGAACAUUAAGCUUAACCUUAAGUUUGAAGUGGAAGUCCUGUGCAAAACACUCAAUAUAGACAUUAAUUCACUGAUUGGCAAAUCAAUGAUUUUGAAGAGCGAUUUGUACACUAAAAUUGAUAACCAAUUAGGAGGCGGAAUAAAGCCGCCACAGCCUACACUUCAGCCGAUCACUACCGCCGAUUCACACAUGAUUAUACCCCAUCACACGCCAUCGCCGGCGCCGCAAUUGGUGUCAUCUCACCCGCAAGUGACGAGUUUACCGCAAACAUCAGUCCCAACCCCUUCAGUGGGAAAUCAGGCGCCAGGAGUCCAACUAUACAACUAUCACGACAUUAACGUCAACACCACGAGUGGUCUCUCACAACAUGUGGUGAUUCAACCCAAUCUACAACUUCUAUCAAUGAAUCCGUCGCUCAAAGCGCUCGUUCGACCGGCAAUUGAAAGAGCGGUUCAGGAAUGGAUUGUUCCGGUGGUCGAGCGGAGCAUUAAGAUCAGUCUGACGACAGCCGAACAGAUCAUCAAAAAGGACUUUGCGUUGGAUCCGGACGAGAACCACAUGUGUGUCGCCGCACACUAUCUGACCAGAAAUUUGACGGCAGGAAUGGCAAUGAUUACGUGUAAAGACCCGUUGUUUGUGUCGAUUACGACCGCACUUAAGAACGCGUUCAACGGUCGCGCUUCGCAGAUGUCGAAGGAUAUGAUUGACGCGACGGCCCAUACGAUCGCCACCGACAACAUCGACCUCUGCUGUUGUUUCAUUCAGAAGACGGCGAUUGAGAAGUCUUUGACAGAAUUGGACAGAAAAAUGAAGAGUGAAUACGAAGUGAGACGCGCCGCCAGAGCCGAAGGCAGACGCUAUUGCGACCCAACAGUACUGACAUAUCAGGCCGAGAGAAUGCCAGAAGCCAUACGUCUGAAAGUGGGUCCCGUCACUCCUCAACAGAUGAAUGUUUACGAAGAGUUGGGCAAAAAUAUUCCCGGAUUUUUGUCACCCAUUUCUGAUAAUCCGAACGCCAUCUCAAACGCCAACGAAAGAAAUCAAUUGAUUGGCCAGUCGUCGGCGCCUUCUUUCAAGACAUCGCAUAUGAAUCAAAGCGUUUCCAACAACUUUGUCGGCUCGUCUGAUCCACCCGUUUCCACCCAAGCGGCCGACGCAGCUCUGGUCACCAUUUAUGACAAAUUAAUGACAGAAUUGGAGUCUCUUAUGCAUCAAUUCAGUCAAAUACAGAGUAUGUCUUCGGAAUUGUUUGUGAAUACGAUUCGAGGCAUCGCUGAGAUUCUACUGUUGGCGCGACAGAACCCAAGAGACGUGAUGUGUGCCCUCACGUUAAUACAGAAGGUCUUGGAGGCCAUUCACGAACUCAUAGCCAAUAUGGAUCAGUCAGGAGUGGCAGAUAUGCUAGUGAUUGGUCGCGCGAGGGAUCUCUAUCUUGUUAUACUGAAAGCGCUGUCAGAUCCCAGAGCUUUCACUCAUCAGUGGACCACUAAACAGAUCACUCGACUAGUGUUGGAGCGAUUGUUCAACUCGUCGACCGGUCCGGCACUUCCCGACGAAUUGCUGGAGAUCCUGAUCCGCGCCUCACUUAUCAACUUCCAGAUGAUGGACAUUCAUUUGGCGCAACUCAUUGAAAACACCCAAAACCCAGUGGCGCUCGCAUUCACUCUCCAAUUCAUCAAAAUAUAUGGCCAUAACUUCAGUGAAACUGAUUUCCCGAACACUAUUGAAAAUCUGCUUCGUUUGAGUAAAGGAUCGGCGCAUCCAUUGAUUCUAGAGAUCCAGCAGAUCGUCGAAAGUCUUCGUGGGUCGCAAUCGGGUUCGGUUAGUGUCCACAACGAUGUGCCCGCGAGUAUGGUUUCAAUGGACGUUUCGGCGAAUUCGCGUCAGUUCGACGCCGACCCGCCCGGCCUUCUCGAGAAGACCGAACGACUUCUUCGGGAAUGGAUUCAAUUAUAUCACUCUCAGGCGAAUACCAGCAAAAUAUUCCAGUUUUAUGUCCAACAGAUGAACCUUCAGGUGAGAGUUGUUUUUUCAUAUAACGUGUAA
Messenger RNA from Medioppia subpectinata, 4056 nucleotides. Lineage: Eukaryota; Metazoa; Arthropoda; Arachnida; Sarcoptiformes; Oppiidae. The record is from the annotation of a GenBank genome assembly.